AAUGCCUUCGUGUGCCCUAUGUAGUAGGUUAAUUAUCCAAUAGGAAGGCAUUUGGAUGUCAGUCGAAGUGAAGUGAAGUGAACGGGACACAGCCCACAGGCUUGACUGCACCCAUACCACCGGCAUUCCCAUCAUGCAACGCGAGGCCAUUACUUGCUAGCAGAAAAAAAAAUUAGUCCGGUGGUUAGCUGAGCCAUAGUGAACAGCCUGCGAGAAAGAUAGUCGAAAGGAAUUUCGGUAUUUUCAUCUGAAUCCAUAGCUAUAUAUCCGCAAACAUGAACGAUAACGAGAAGUUGGACAACCAGCGGUUGAAAAAUUUCAAAAAUAAAGGUCGCGAUUUGGAGACGAUGAGAAGACAGCGCACAGAGGUGGUCGUCGAACUGAGAAAGAAUAAGAGGGACGAGCACCUCUUGAAGAGGAGGAACGUGCCGCAUGAGGACAUCUGUGACGACUCUGAUGUCGAUGGAGAUUUCAGGACGCAAAACACCUCAUUGGAGGCAAUCGUCCAAAAUGCCACCAGUGACAACCAGGGCAUUCAGCUGAGUGCAGUGCAGGCUGCCAGGAAAUUGCUGUCGAGUGACCGCAACCCUCCCAUAGAUGAUUUGAUCAAGUCUGGUAUUCUGCCUAUUCUUGUGCACUGCUUGGAUAGAGAUGACAAUCCAUCUCUGCAGUUCGAGGCAGCCUGGGCUUUGACCAACAUCGCUUCAGGGACCUCGGAGCAAACGCAGGCAGUGGUUCAGUCCAAUGCAGUUCCCCUGUUCCUAAGGCUGCUCCAGUCUCCCCACCAGAAUGUGUGUGAGCAAGCUGUCUGGGCUUUGGGCAAUAUCAUCGGUGAUGGUCCGCAGUGCAGGGACUAUGUGAUCAGCCUCGGCGUCGUCAAGCCCCUGCUGUCCUUCAUCAGCCCCUCCAUCCCGAUCACCUUCCUGCGCAAUGUCACCUGGGUCAUGGUUAACCUGUGCCGUCACAAGGAUCCGCCUCCACCCAUGGAGACUAUCCAGGAGAUCCUGCCUGCCCUGUGUGUCCUGAUUCAUCACACAGAUGUCAAUAUCCUGGUGGACACGGUGUGGGCUCUGUCUUAUCUGACUGACGCUGGCAACGAACAGAUCCAGAUGGUCAUAGACUCUGGCAUUGUUCCUCACCUGGUGCCUCUCCUUAGCCACCAGGAGGUCAAAGUUCAGACUGCAGCACUGCGUGCAGUGGGGAACAUUGUGACCGGCACAGACGAACAAACACAGGUGGUGCUGAACUGUGACGCCCUGAGCCACUUCCCUGCCUUGCUCACACACCCCAAGGAAAAAAUCAACAAGGAGGCAGUGUGGUUCCUGUCCAAUAUCACAGCUGGGAACCAGCAGCAGGUCCAGGCAGUUAUUGAUGCCAGUCUGGUGCCCAUGAUCAUCCUUCUGCUCGACAAGGGAGAUUUCGGCACUCAGAAAGAGGCAGCUUGGGCCAUCAGUAACCUCACAAUCAGUGGCAGAAAAGACCAGGUGGCGUACCUGAUCCAGCAACAGGUCAUUCCACCCUUCUGUAACCUACUGACAGUCAAGGAUGCUCAGGUGGUGCAGGUGGUUCUGGAUGGACUGAGCAAUAUUCUGAAAAUGGCUGACGAAGAGGCAGAGACCAUCGCCAACUUGAUCGAAGAGUGUGGAGGAUUGGAAAAAAUCGAACAGCUACAGAAUCAUGAGAACGAGGACAUCUACAAACUGGCUUACGAAAUCAUCGAUCAGUUCUUCUCGUCUGAUGAUAUCGAUGAGGACUCGAGUCUGGUUCCAGAGGCCAUCCAAGGUGGAACGUACGGAUUUAAUUCAUCAACCAACGUGCCAGCAGAGGGAUUCCAGUUCUAGAAGGGGCGAGAUGAAAUCUGGAGAUUUGUUUGCGAUGCAGCACUCUAACAUGUACAAAAAAAAAAUUUAAUUAGGAGAGAAAGAGAAGCGCGCGAAUGUGAGAAAUUAGAUCCAUUGUGCUUAGCUCAUGGGAUCCAUGGCUGCAUCUAAUCCAAGAGAAAUUGUGUGGAUUUCGUUUGGCAUCCUGGCGUGAAUCCAGUCCAAAUGAAGUUUGUGACGGCGAGUGGGUGCGAGUGAGAAUGAGUGGGCUACUAAAUGUUGCAAAAAAACAAAACACAACCAUCUACACCGAAUGCGUUCAGAGAACAUUUCGCGAAAUGUCACACAAAUAUCAGGACGUGUCUACCAAACGACGACAAAAGCAAAUCGGCGCAAAACAAACCACGGGGAGAAACAAGAUGUCGCAACCUGAGCAAUUGGAGGAAAUGACACAAGAAAACAGACAAAACCUCUGAACAAGAAUAUACAAACAAACAAACAAACAAAAAAGGAACUGAGCAGCGGGAGGUGUCCUACCGGUUGGCGUCUCCCCUCCCCACAAUGGGCCCCCGCUGUGAGAGGUGUGUGCGAGUGAGCCGUUUUUGCGUAUGAAUGUAUGGACCCGGGGCCGAGGAUGCGGAGCUUACCUCCGAAAUCUCUAACUUUCAGCGCAUGUCAUUCUUCGACUGCGCUCCGUGUGCAAAGUGAGCAGAAGAAUGGGUGUGUGUGUGCGCGUGUGUGUGUAUGUGUGAGAGAGAGAGAGAGCGCGUGUGUGACUGACUGAAGUGUGUGUCGAGCAGGACUGAAUGUGGACGCAUGUGGAGAGUCACCAUCGAAAUACUGAAAGGAGCGUUAAUACAAAGUAGUCUGGAAAAAUCGAAUAAAGGAAGAAAAAAAAAGAAGUAAACAGCAAAGAAGAAGCGUCUGAUCAGAAAAGGAAAAAAAAACUUCAAGAAUAAAAAAUUUCAAAGCAACAGCAAUGAUUUAAAAAUGAGAAAGACAUCAGGUUUCUUUUCUUUCUCUUUCAUUUAUUUUUUUUUUUAAAUGACACUGGACUAGGCUCUUAAGUGAAGAAACGGAGGGCCGUCGUGUUUAAAAAAAAAAAAAAAAGAAAAAAAAAAGAUGCACUCCGUAGCUUUUGGGGUUUGCUUUUAGUCUCCAGUGUUUUACCUUUUUAUUUUAGCUUCUGAAUAUAUUUUCAGUGCUUGUGUAGAACUGCAGUUUAACCCUUACGAUCCCUCGAUACGAGUACCACUGUAGUUUUGCCUUUUUGGGAGAGAGAAAAAAAAAAUCCGUUGCAAUCACCCAUUCUUACCUUUCAAUACUCUGUAUAACUCUUCUGCAUGAUAUUUGUUCUUUUUAUUUUUCUUCUUGUAGGUUCCCAGUAGAGCCCUCACACCUUUUGUGGUGGUAAUAAAUGGAGAAAUAAGGCCAUUUUAUGUAAAGUCACGAAAAAUUCAAUCUUUACAUGUACUGAAAUGCAGCGUAGUUUUGUUAUUUUUGUUUUUUACUUCUGUUGACACAUUACUUUCUCCCCCCCCUUUAUUUUAUUUUAUUUGUAAACUUUUUACAUAUUUAACCCCUCCCAUGCCUCCUUUGUACUCACUUCUCAGUACCCACCUGAUCUGAUUCAGUCGAACCUGUUUUGCGUACACACUGAGGGCAGUGUGUGAUGAGUUGCAGAUUUAGGACUGAUAUGCCUGUCCCAUCAAACUAUAUGCAUAAUACAAAUACAAUCUUUUUUUUUUCCUUUUUUUUUUUUAUAUAUGUAUAUGUAGAUAGUCCUAAUUAAUGUCAAGCCACAUUAGAGGUGUAAUGCUUCACAAUAGUUUCAAUGAUUUGAAAUAAAUGACCUGCCUCUU
Messenger RNA from Ictalurus furcatus (blue catfish), 3682 nucleotides. It is a transcript of the gene kpna4, whose product is annotated as karyopherin alpha 4 (importin alpha 3). The transcript is spliced from 17 exons. NCBI's taxonomy places the organism in Eukaryota, Metazoa, Chordata, Actinopteri, Siluriformes, Ictaluridae. Gene Ontology annotation, molecular function: nuclear import signal receptor activity; protein binding. Gene Ontology annotation, cellular component: nucleus; cytoplasm; nucleoplasm. Gene Ontology annotation, biological process: NLS-bearing protein import into nucleus. The record is from RefSeq and is a predicted model, not a curated record. Bases 276 to 1841 code for a protein of 521 amino acids.